Messenger RNA from Suillus clintonianus, 276 nucleotides. RefSeq lists its product as uncharacterized. The annotation marks the transcript as partial. Lineage: Eukaryota; Fungi; Basidiomycota; Agaricomycetes; Boletales; Suillaceae. The record is from RefSeq and is a predicted model, not a curated record. The transcript has a single exon.
UUCGGCGGUGUUGCUAUAGUAUAUGCUGGCGAUUUUUUCCAGUUUCCGCCUGUAGGUGGUUCUCCCUUGUUUACGCCAGUUUCUUCACAUGCCACACAGACGGAGCGCGAGAUCCUCAAACGCUUAGGAAGACUGGCAUGGAAAUCUAUCAACACCGUUGUCACUUUGUCAGAACAACAGCGAAUGAAUACCGACCCUGAGUUUGGCGCUGCCGUUCAACGCUUGCAUGUGAGACAAUCUACGUACGAGGACAUUGACCUCUUUAACUCCAGAGUC